AUGUCGGCCCUCGCGUCCUCUUCGCGCGCCCGCGUCGCCGCUCCGACACUCCGUGCCGUCCGUGGCAUGGCCGGCCUCAACCCGCACACCGCCCAGUCGACCGAUGCGCGUAUCGACAUCAUCCGUAACUACCUUUACCCGCCCGACAGCGUUGAGCCGCGCAACACGUCCCCGAUCGGUGCCCGUCGCUACGAGUUUGAGGAGCGUCUCCGUGCUGUGAUCCCCAGCAACGAGGCGCACGAGACGAUCGAGCGCGCGUGGCAGCUGUUCAAGCGCGAGAAGCGCGAGAAGCGCCAGCGCGCCAUUGCGGCCAAGUACCGCGCCAUGGAGGAUGCGUGCAACGAGCUCGACGCUCUCUCCGGUGGUGUCCAGGGCAAGGGCGAGAUCUCCCGCAAGAUCUACACCCGUGCCAUGCAGCGCAUGAACCACGGUCCCGCUGCCUACCAGGCUGCCCUCCAGGGCAUUGAGCAGGGCAAGAAGAAGACGGCCGAGAGCCGCUUCCUCGAGGCCCGCGUCGACGGUCUCGUUCCCCGUGAGGCUUGGGUCCCCGUUGACAGCAGGGGGAAGGGAUGGAACUACGAGUGGACCAGGCCGCUUAACGUUCAGCAAUAA
Molecule: messenger RNA, 612 nt
Organism: Trichosporon asahii var. asahii CBS 2479
Lineage: Eukaryota; Fungi; Basidiomycota; Tremellomycetes; Trichosporonales; Trichosporonaceae
Exons: 1
Coding region: 1-612 (203 amino acids)
Biological process (GO): mitochondrial translation
Molecular function (GO): structural constituent of ribosome
Source: RefSeq, a predicted model, not a curated record